Staurois parvus is the source of this 279-nucleotide messenger RNA. The record is from the annotation of a GenBank genome assembly. NCBI's taxonomy places the organism in Eukaryota, Metazoa, Chordata, Amphibia, Anura, Ranidae.
UUUUAAGCAGGGGCGGACUGACCAUUUGGAAACUCAGGCACUGCCCGAGAGCCCGAGGUCAGUAGGUGGUCCCAUGAGAUGCCCCUGGUACCUUUUUCAUAGGCUUUUUUGAGUUUGGGCAAGGACACAGGGGCCCCAUGAUCCCCUAUUGCCUGGGGGCCCCAUGAGUUGUCAGUCUGCCCCUGGUUAUAAGUAUAGUGUUACUUUUGCAAUGUUUCCCUUAAAGAGAUAUUCACAUAAGCAGUGUCAGAGAAUGUUACCUGCACAUAUGCAGUGACA